Molecule: messenger RNA, 3032 nt
Organism: Schizosaccharomyces cryophilus OY26
Lineage: Eukaryota; Fungi; Ascomycota; Schizosaccharomycetes; Schizosaccharomycetales; Schizosaccharomycetaceae
Product: WEE protein kinase Wee1
Exons: 1
Coding region: 1-2568 (855 amino acids)
Biological process (GO): protein phosphorylation
Molecular function (GO): ATP binding; protein kinase activity
Source: RefSeq, a predicted model, not a curated record
AUGUCCUCCUCCUCCUCUAACCGGAGGCCUUAUGCCCUUCGGCGAUCUCAACGUUCUAUGAAUCUUAAUCAGGAAACCUUUUUCCCUCCUUCUUCAACUUCCACUAAUGCUUCUCCAUUUUACUCUCCUCAAUCUCCAUCGGCUGCCUCUUCUUCUUCCACCGCUAGACCAUCUCUCCACUCUUCUCCGUUUUCUCAUCCUUCCCAAAACACCUCUACCAUGAAACGUUCCUACCUACCUCCCUCUACAGUUUCUCCUUUUGCCCAAACUGCUGUUCCUUCAGUUUCCGACUCUUCUACUACCCUUGCUUCUACCUCUACUUCCUCUCCUUUUUCGCUCUCUUCUCCCUACAAGUUUUCCGGAAGUGCUCCCAAACGCACCUACUUUUCCUCCUCCCUCGCAAAAGGUGCCUCCUCUCCUCCUCCUCCCUCUCUCCUUUCCUCUCCUGCUAAUCUUUCUCCUUCCUCUCCUCCUUUUUUAUCACCCUAUCGCACUCCCUACACUCCUGCACAAAAACUUCGGAAAAAGGAUCCUUUUUCAUCAAUCAAGCAUCCUUCCAAUAUGUCCGCUUCCUCUCGGCCUUCUUCCUUUUCCCCUUUCGCUACUUCUUCCCCUCAGUUCGUUUCUACUUCCACACCCGGUGCUACUGCUGCCGCUCCUCCUCCUCCCCGCUUUCCAUCUCACUCCCAGCACCUUCCCUCAUCUUCUUCCUCCUCCUCCUUUUUUUUCCCUUCUUCACAUGCUUUUACUUCUCCUCAAAAGUCUCCUCACCGUUUCUCCUUUCGCCCAGCUUCGUCUUCAGCAACACAUUCUCCUCCUGUCUCCCUGCCGACUCCCAAACGUCCAACCCCUCGUUCUUCUUCUUUUCUGUUUGGUAAUUCGAAUCCUGCGCCUACUCCCUUUUCUUCCUUAAAACAUAAUGAUUCUCCUAAUUUUCACAAUCAAUCUCGUGAUUCAUCCUCACAUACUGAUUCUAAUUCAUCUUUUAAUUCCACUUCGACCCUUUUUCCCAAUGCGACUCUCCCAAUCCCAAAUCCUAGUCAUAAUCUUUUUACUACCCCGUUUCAACAAGUCAAACCUUCCUCUCAGGCUUUUCUGAGUACGGGUUUGCUUUCCAAACAAAGUAGGCCUCGGAAAACCUUUAAUCUCUCUACUCCUUUACCCCCAAGCACACCUUCAAAACCUUCUUCUAUUUUCCGCCCUAACAUUAAUUCAGCCGACUCUCCUCCAUCUCCUUCUACACCUUCUAACAGCAACUCUGCGUCUUUUUUCUUACAAGGACAAAGCACACCUACGCAUCAAAGCUCUUUCUCUUCCGCAAAACUGGGUAAAUCAUCUAUGGAUUUUUUGAGAUUUGAACCUCCCUCGUCUACUGUAAAACAACCGCCUGAUUCCCAAUUAAUUGAUCCUUCUACUCCUACUCGUAAUCCGUUUGAUUUUGAGAACUCUUCAAUGUGUUUGGACGACAUUCAUUCAUCUGCUCAACACCGCAAUAACUGUGAAAUAUUAGCCGAAAUGGAAGAGGAAUCUGCAAUUUUGGGAAACCCAUCCAUUGCAAACUCAAAUUUAUCCUUUCCUUCUGCUCUUACCUCAAAGUCCCCUGAGUCGCCUGCGGAUGACUUACAUAACCGGUUUCGAAACAUUACUUUGCUUGGGAGAGGUGAGUUUAGCGAGGUCUUCCAAGUUGAAGAUCCUUUGGAGCGAUCUUUAAAGUAUGCGGUGAAGAAGUUAAAGGUGAAGUAUAGUGGACCCAAAGAGAGGAAUCGUUUGUUGCACGAGGUUUCUGUUCAAAGAGCGCUUAAAGGACACGAUCAUAUCGUUGAGUUAAUAGACUCUUGGGAAUUUAAUGGGUAUCUUUUUAUGCAAGUCGAGUUAUGUGAGAAUGGUAGUCUUGAUAGAUUUUUGGAAGAGCAAGGUCAACUUUCUCGAUUAGAUGAAUUUCGAGUUUGGAAGAUUCUUGUAGAAUUGGCUUUAGGACUGCAGUAUAUCCAUCAUAAAAAUUUUGUUCACUUGGAUUUGAAACCUGCUAAUGUCAUGAUAACGUUUGAAGGGACAUUAAAAAUUGGUGACUUUGGAAUGGCAAGCGUAUGGCCAGUUCCAAGAGGUAUGGAACGAGAGGGAGACUGUGAAUACAUUGCUCCUGAAAUUUUGUCCAACCAUAUGUACGACAAGCCUGCAGAUAUUUUUAGCCUUGGGAUAACUGUAUUCGAAGCAGCAGCGAAUAUUGUGCUCCCGGACAAUGGUCAAUCCUGGCAAAAGCUCCGUUCUGGAGAUCUUUCAGAUGCGCCGCGGCUUUCUUCCACCGAAGGCUCUAGUAAUACUUCAUCCUCUCGGGAUGUACCGUUAAACAGUAUAAUUGGACAAGGAGGACUCGACCGUGUUGUUCAAUGGAUGUUGGCACCAGAACCACGCAAUCGACCUACAGUAGAUCAAAUAUUAGCUACUCCAGAGGUUAGUUGGAUAGAGCUUCGAAGAAAAGCCGGAGCCAUCAUUUAUGAAGGACUUCAUGGAUCGUCAUCUGCUCCUCAAAGCGAUCAAAUGAUGGAAGACUGGCAAGUCAAUGUAUAAUUGCUUGAUGGGAUUACAGGAUCGUUUAUGGUUAUUUAUUCUUUUCAAUAAUUUUUUAUUACUUAUUCGGUGAAGUUUAGGGUCAGAGCAUCCCUAACUUAACCUAGAAGAUAUACACUUGUUUUAUAUUCAUGCUUUUUUAUAUAACAUGUAUACUAUGAACUAAUAUAAGGGAACAACGAUGAUUUUUGGCCUUUUUUUUCUACCAAACAGAUUAUUUCUGAAUGUAUUUUUGGGAUGUUUUUUAUUAGUUUUAUUAUGAAGGAAACGAAAGGUUGAGCUAAUUUUUUUUGGAUAUGGAUAAGAUGAUCGGUGAUUCUGGUUUAGAAUUGUUUGUAAAUGUUACAACGGCUUUUAAAAAAAACCCCUCCAAAUGGUUUAGAGUAUACAGUUAAUUUGGAUUUUUCUUCUCUUGCUGCGUUCCCCUUUUUUGGAAAGGUUUAUAUAUAUAUCUACAUUUUUCU